GGCACUGAAGUCGCGCGGGGCAGAGGAGUCGGAGCCGGCGAUCAGGCAGCGACAGCGGCUGCGGAGGCGAUGGCAGAGAAAGAAUUGAAGCGAUGCCAGCAGCAGGCGGACGAAGUGACGGAAAUCAUGCUCAACAACUUCGACAAGGUCCUGGAGCGCGAGGGCAAGCUGGCAGAGUUGGAGCAGCGCUCAGACCAGCUCCUGGACAUGAGUUCAGCCUUCAGCAAAACAACCAAAGCUUUAGCCCAGCAGAAGCGCUGGGAGAAUAUCCGGUGCCGAGUCUACUUGGGGCUAGCAGUGGCUGGUGGCCUGCUCAUCAUCCUGAUUGUGCUGCUGGUCAUCUUUCUUCCAAGUGAUGAGGACAGUAGUAAACCAUAGGCCUAGGAUGCAGGCACUGCCUUAGGGACUGGGGACUGACCCAGCCCGGCCUGAAGGAAAGGCUGAAUGACUGCACUGGCCAGUUCAGGUCUCCAGAGAAUCCUGGUGUUUGCUUCCAUCUCGGACACCCCAGUGACUGCUGAAGGGCAUCCUGGAUAUGUGCAUCUCUGCAUCUCCCAUUAUGCCACGGACUGACCCUUGAGAGCAGCCUGCUGCACUGGCUGCACUGGCCCUAUUAGGCCACACCACUGGAGCUCAGUAAAAGCUGCUGUUUGGUUAAAAAA
Arvicanthis niloticus (Nile rat) is the source of this 662-nucleotide messenger RNA. RefSeq names its product vesicle associated membrane protein 5 (gene Vamp5). Gene Ontology annotation, biological process: Golgi to plasma membrane protein transport. The record is from RefSeq and is a predicted model, not a curated record. Lineage: Eukaryota; Metazoa; Chordata; Mammalia; Rodentia; Muridae. Gene Ontology annotation, cellular component: plasma membrane.